GUUGGUUGGUCGGUCUAUGACGACGGCAAACAUUACACAAUCAUUCGCCUCUUUCGCUGUCCCGUUGUCCCGCUGUCGUGAUACCAUCGAAUAGCAUAGCGUCGAGCGCUGCGUGUUUUCCUCCAAUCCUACGAGCCGGAGCCUGCUGCUUGUGUUGAAUUAUUCGCGCCCUACAACGAUCCCUACAACAUUUGAAUAAAAAUAUCUCGUACCUGAAAUAUACUGUUACACAUCAACCACCUUUUAUCAUGGCGACUCCUGUGACGACCAUAGUGCCUUUUGCAAGUCUGCCUUCGUGUGCGGUUAAUUGUGGUGCUCUAUACGAUGCCAACGGUGCUUGUGUACCUCCGGCAGCUCCAUCCGGCUCUGAAGCUACCUACGACACAUGUUUCUGUGCCUACAACUCACUUCAAGCCUUCAAACAAGGUCCGACAGGGGUGUGCGACAGCAAUUGUGACUCCGCUGGGCUCUCAAGUAUACAGAGUUGGUUCACCAGUCUAUGCAACAAAGCUGCUACUGCUACUGCAACAGCAGCCUCGGCAACAACUACAGGCGCGAGCGCUGCAGGAAGCAACCAAGGUGGUGGCGGGGAUUGGAUAUCAACACAUUGGAAAUGGGUUGUCAUGAUCGUCAUCAUUGUUGUCGGCAUAAUAGCCAUCUGGGCCGGCGCUUGUAUUUGGCGUCGCAAGUACCUCAAGAAGAAGGACCGAAUGUACGAACUUGGCAAAGGCCUUCCGAGUAGCGUUGCGGUCAAUACGCAAGGGAACCUCGUUGGCACUGGUGCAAGGGAUAGCAACUAUUCCAAUCAGGGCAUGUUUAUGUCAGGUCCCGGGGGCACUGGUUAUGCGGAAAAACCAAAGAAGGAGCGCAAGAGAUGGAUGGGAAGCCACUGAACAUGACCGACACUCCUUGCCACCGAUGCAUCGUAUCGUUUACCACAUAUUUUUAUUACGUCGUGUUCUACCAUCCUACAAUUGUGGGAUUAUUCCUUUGCAUAUUUAUCGUCGGGUUCAAAUUCCGCAUCGAGGGCGUUCAAGGACGGAGAAGUGGUGUUA
Molecule: messenger RNA, 1055 nt
Organism: Hypoxylon fragiforme
Lineage: Eukaryota; Fungi; Ascomycota; Sordariomycetes; Xylariales; Hypoxylaceae
Exons: 4
Coding region: 249-893 (214 amino acids)
Source: RefSeq, a predicted model, not a curated record